Molecule: messenger RNA, 1233 nt
Organism: Daphnia pulex (common water flea)
Lineage: Eukaryota; Metazoa; Arthropoda; Branchiopoda; Diplostraca; Daphniidae
Product: hatching enzyme 1.2-like
Exons: 9
Coding region: 131-1012 (293 amino acids)
Biological process (GO): proteolysis
Molecular function (GO): zinc ion binding; metalloendopeptidase activity
Source: RefSeq, a predicted model, not a curated record
CUGGAAUACAACGUAAUAGUAUAUAGACCAAAAAGUAAUAUAUAAGCGGCUACCUAACUGGAGUGUCUCAACGCUUUGCGGGGCUGAAAGAAGAUACAUCAUCGCUGUCAGUCCGAAUCGCAACAGAAAAAUGGCCAAUACCAUUUUACCAAUUCUGGCAAUUUCUGCGGUGGCAUAUUUUUUAAUUGGAUCAGUCACAGCGACGCCUAUCUUGAAGGCUGCGGCUGCCGUGGAAGGGGAAAUCUAUCGGGCCAGCACAAAUUUCGUAGCUGGAAAACCGCUGACUGAAGAAUUAUUGAAAGGAGAUUUUUCAAACAUUGGGAAAGAAAUGACGGACGAGUUCAUUCCGUGGGGCAAGCAAGAUCCCACACUUCACGAAGGUGACAUUAAGCUUUAUGGGGACAAAAAUGCUAUCUUGAGUAAAAGCUACCGUUGGCCCAAUGCACAAAUUCCUUAUCAAAUCUCAGCUGAGUACACGAGCGAUCAACGUAAAAUAAUCGCCUACGCCAUGAGCGCCUACCACAACAAUACGUGUAUCCGUUUCGUCCCACGAACCUGUGAAAAGAGUUACAUAACGAUUUCCAAAACUGGAAACGGUUGUUGGAGUUACGUUGGCAUGCUAGGCAUUUCAGCCCAACAAGUAAGCCUCGAUGAUGAAUGUCUCACCAGUCCGAGGCCAGGAGUAGCCAUGCACGAACUAAUGCACACCGCUGGAUUCUACCACGAACACACGCGUCCAGAUCGUGACACCUACGUGAAGAUCAACUUUACCAACAUUCAGCCACAAUACGCCAACAACUUCGAAAAAAAUUUAGCUUCACAGGUGACUACUCUUGGACUUGCUUACGACUAUGGCUCUGUGAUGCAUUAUCCUCAAUAUGUGUUUGCUAUUAACAAAACUUAUCCAACCAUCACUCCACUUAUUGGAAAGCCAGCAUUGGGACAACGAACAGGAUUCAGUUUGCUGGACCUCCAAAAAUUGAACGCACUGUAUUGCUCCGCAUCGAAAUAAAUGCUUGUGACGGGCGCACGAGAAUAAUUUGCAUCGAUCUGUUUCCCAUACGACUAUCGUAUCCUCCCUCCUUUGCAGUUUGAAUGGUGAUUUGGUGGCCAAUUUCGUCCACAGCUGAAAAAACAGCCUUUAAAAGCCCAACUUGAUACGAGUCCUUUAUUUGUUGUUCUGGUGAUUGAUUGUCUCACAUACAGUUUCAAUAAAGUUUGUUCACAAGAAAA